Messenger RNA from Racocetra fulgida, 291 nucleotides. The record is from the annotation of a GenBank genome assembly. NCBI's taxonomy places the organism in Eukaryota, Fungi, Glomeromycota, Glomeromycetes, Diversisporales, Gigasporaceae.
AUGUCAGCCCAAGAAGCUGCAGACAUUGAAACUCCAUUAUUUCAACAAUCAAUAAUAGAAAAUGAAAUAAAUACACAAGAACUUUUGGAUGAGCCUGAUAAGCACGUUGAGCAUGGGUUUAUUGAAUUCGGGGAUAAAUUAAUCGAGGCCCAGACUGCCCCUCUGGAUAGGUACUUUAUUGACUGCAAUGGAUACUCUUACCUUUAUGUUGCUGCAAAAUUAUGGUGUGAGGAAACUGGAAGCAUUCUUUAUGAUGUUAAUUUCGGUGAUGGCGGUCUGUUUUUGGAUUGA